AAGAGGACAACUGACGAGUGUCCCGUCCUCUAAUAGCUUAGUAGUAGUCCACGAAACUGUGUAACGAAAGCAAACGCCCUUGACAACAACACAGCCAUUACACGUCGGUCUGGUUUUCUCGAACGUGAAUCAAGGACUAAUUCGUCAUGGCGAACUGGCUUCCGUCUACUAAGCGAUGGCGUUUUCUUAUAGUGUGCUGCGUGAUGUGUUUUGGAAUGUUGCUAUAUUUCAGUGGCACGUAUAACGGGCAAAAUGCGAGUGACUUAUCGAGACUUGCAUUACGCCGUUAUAUCCAACGGGUACUUCCAAGGAUCCCAUUUGUGGGAAGCCUUUUUGGUGGCAAGUACAAGCAAAAAUUGCUCUUCGUGCCCGACUCCUCGCCCGACGGAUAACGAACAGAAAGUGGGUCACACAAUCUCAGAAGCUGCGCUCUUUCGAUUUCUACUCAACGAAGAAAAUUUGAAACGGCAAAUAGAUGAAGCUGAAGCAGGAAUACCUAAAAUGCUGAACGUUUUAAAAGACGUCGACAAGAAUUGGGAAAUCAAGGAAUUCGAAACCCACCAAAGCAGCAUGGGCUCAGCGAAAACUUGGUUCAAUGCAUUUCACGUGUUCAUCGUAUUCAAGACGACAAGUGAAACAGAUGGAGUCUAUUGGUGGUCACUAGAAAAGGGCCUGGACUACAUUACUUUACAACGGUCCCGCAAAAAAGAAAAUGUCAAGGACAAGUUGAAAGGCAAACAGCGGACAAAAGCGAAACCCAUCACAGAUGUUUUAAAAGGAAAAGGUACGAUUAAAGAUCUGUUUGCAAUACUUUGGGCCAAUCAGAUCAUUCCAGGAAAGUACAACAUCGUCAAAUCAAACUGCCAGUCAUUGGUCACUUUCAUCGGCCAGCAAACUACCGAAAUAGGAUACAAUUACGAGGGCUAUUUCCCGUACUAUCCUCCUCCUGGAAAAGGCCGGGACAAAAAAAUUUUGGAAUUAAUCAACGUCAUAACAGGUUGUUCUGAUGAUUGGUCCCCUUUAUUCCAGCUCAUUAAAAUGGGAAGUACCGAUCUUGUUAAUAUAACAGUAGCGAUUGGCAAGUACGACAUCAACAUCGACACCCCACUUCACCUGGCGGCCCAUGAAAAAGAAAUUGAAACAAUCAGUCUAAUUCUGGAAAAUGAACAAGUCGAUAUUAAUAGUCGUGGCAACUAUGGACAGACCGCUCUCCAUCAUGCAAUCCGGUUCAGAAUGCCGAACACUGCUCGCUACCUGCUGAAAAAAGGUGCCGAUCCCAACGCUGCCACUGAAAACGGAGCCACUCCACUUUAUCUGGCGGCCAAAACUUACUAUCACUACAUGACUAAUACAGAACUCAUCGACAUCAUUCUGGAAACGGGAAAAUGCAACAUCAACGGAGUUGACAACUAUGGAAGGACACCUCUCCAUUACGCAAUUGAAGGGUACAUCCCUGGUACAAUCAAUGUUCGUCGUCUGAUUAAAAUGGGAGCAGACCCAGGCAUCGCUGACAAGAAAGGAGUCACACCUCUUCACAUGUCAGCGAAAAUUGCAAAAUCGCUGGAUCUCAUUGAUGAGCUACUCCUCAAAGUCAAAACUGUAGCCGUGGACGUGAAUGGUGUCGACAAACAAGGGCUUACUCCUUUCGCUUAUGCUCAAGACAACAAACACGGACUAGGUCGGAGCAUUAUCGAUCGUCUGAAGGAAUAUGGCGCAAAAAAUUAG
Daphnia pulicaria is the source of this 1725-nucleotide messenger RNA. RefSeq names its product alpha-latrocrustotoxin-Lt1a-like. Bases 253 to 1725 code for a protein of 490 amino acids. Gene Ontology annotation, biological process: regulation of gene expression. Gene Ontology annotation, cellular component: nucleus. Gene Ontology annotation, molecular function: protein binding. NCBI's taxonomy places the organism in Eukaryota, Metazoa, Arthropoda, Branchiopoda, Diplostraca, Daphniidae. The transcript has 2 exons. The record is from RefSeq and is a predicted model, not a curated record.